UAGCGCCCACACGUAAUAAAGCAAGAGACUUUAAGAGCUUUUCGACUCUCAAUUCUCGAACUUUGAGUUGGGCUUCUUCUUCUUUCAUUCUCUCUCUCUCUGCUUCAUAUCGAUUUUCCGGUGAUAAAUCUCUCUCGGCGUCUCCUGCAUUGUACUCGAUCUCACGAUUCUCGGCGAUCUUCGUCUCUUGUUUCCGGUUGGUAUAAAGAGAUUGAUUUGGAGUUAAAGAUUGUAUGAAUGCUGGAUAUGGAGAGAGUUUCCGAGCUUAAGAGACUUCCUAGUAAAGCUCCUGUCUCAAGAAGACGAUACUUUGAAAGUAGAGAUGCUUCUAUGCAUUUGGAGUACAACAACACAGGAGGAAGACCAAUCAACCCAACUACAACAACACUAGGCAGAGAACUCGGCUUAGUACUCAACGUGCACAGAGAAGAGUUUGGUGGUAACCAUAACGAGUUUCAAGAGUUUGAGCCUGUGGUAAGGUCAACAAACUAUCCUCUCCUGGAGAUUGAAGAGAUCGUUGCUGCUGCUGAUGCUGAUGAUAUGUCUGAAGAACCUGGUUCCAGCUCCUUCCGUGGCGUUAGCCACCCUCCAGAGCCAGACGACAUGGAUCUCAUAACAACUGCCACGUCACCGUCUCCAUUCUCUAUGCCUCGUGCGUCGCACAACACAGAUCAAUCAGACAAGGAAUGCGUUUGGGAUUCUAGUCCACACAACAGCAGCGUCAGAGCCAUGAGCAUCGCCAACAGCUCCUCCUCCACGCAGAGGAGCGAUGUAGUGUUCAGCAUGGACAAGAGCUACAUGUUCGAAAGCGCCAAGACGAGUGCAAGCGACAGUAGCGGGCUCAGUGAAGAGAGCAGCUGGAGCAGCUUCACGGGAAGUCUCAACAAGCCGCACAAAGGGAAUGAUCCGAGGUGGAAUGCAAUAACGGCUGUACGGGCACGAGACGGGGUUCUAGGGAUGAGUCACUUCAAGCUGCUGAGGCGGUUAGGGUGUGGGGACAUAGGGAGCGUUUAUCUAGCCGAGCUGAGUGGGACUAGGUGUGUUUUUGCGGUCAAAGUGAUGGAUAAAGCUUCUCUUGAGGAUAGGAAGAAGCUGAGUAGGGCUCAGACCGAGAGGGAGAUUCUGCAGCUGUUGGAUCAUCCGUUUUUGCCGACGUUGUAUGCUCAUUUCGAGACGGAUAGGUUCUCGUGUUUGGUGAUGGAGUAUUGUCCGGGUGGUGAUCUGCAUGCUUUGAGGCAGCGUCAGCCUGGGAAGCAUUUCUCUGAGUAUGCUGCGAGAUUUUACGCUGCAGAGGUGUUACUAGCACUCGAGUAUCUCCACAUGCUAGGUGUUGUCUACAGAGACUUAAAACCCGAGAACGUUCUGGUCCGAGACGACGGUCACAUAAUGCUAUCAGACUUCGACCUCUCCCUCAGAUGCGCAGUUUCCCCAACCCUGAUCAAAACAUUCGACUCCGAUCCAUCCAAACGCGGCGCCUUCUGCGUCCAACCCUCUUGCAUGAUGGAGCCCACCACAUCAUGCUUCUCACCGCGCAGCAUCUUCUCAAACAAGAGCAAAAAGAACAACAAGACGCGUAGUAAAACGCAGACGGAUGUCUCCAGAUCGCACUCGGGUUCCCUCCCCGAGCUGGUGGCCGAGCCUAACACGAGGUCCAUGUCCUUCGUCGGAACGCACGAGUACUUAGCUCCGGAGAUCAUCAAGGGAGAAGGACACGGAAGCGCGGUUGACUGGUGGACUUUUGGGAUCUUUGUUCAUGAGCUUCUUUAUGGGAAGACGCCGUUUAAAGGAUCAGGAAACAGAGCUACUCUGUUUAAUGUGGUGGGAGAGCAGUUGAAGUUCCCUGAGUCGCCGGCGACUAGUUACGCGGGGAGGGACUUGGUUCAGGCUUUGCUGGUGAAAGAUCCGAAGAAUAGGUUGGGGACAAAGAGAGGAGCGACGGAGAUUAAGCAGCAUCCGUUUUUUGAAGGAGUGAAUUGGGCGUUGAUAAGGUGUGGUACUCCUCCUGAAGUGCCGAGGCAGAUGGAGAUUGAACCGCCUCCAAAGUAUGGGCCGAUUGAUCCGGUCGGGUUUGGUAGUAAUAGCAAGAGAAUGAUGGGAGCACCACCACCAGUAAUAUCAGCAGCAUCAGCAGGAGCAGGAGGAGAUACAAAAGCUGGUGGUAAAUUUCUAGAUUUUGAGUUUUUCUGAAGCUUUGUUGUUUGUGUUUGGUCACGUAAUUAGCAUUUAUAGUCUUCUUAUGUCAGCUAUAUAUAUAUAUAUAUAUAUGGUAACUAUGUCUCAAGGCUUCAAUAGAUAAGAGUGGACAUGGUCCCUUAAAUCUUUCUUCCAUGUAAACCAAACACUUUUGUAAGGACAUGGAAAGCUCCAAGUCUGGAAUUAU
Brassica oleracea var. oleracea is the source of this 2380-nucleotide messenger RNA. Its product is annotated as serine/threonine-protein kinase D6PKL1-like. NCBI's taxonomy places the organism in Eukaryota, Viridiplantae, Streptophyta, Magnoliopsida, Brassicales, Brassicaceae. Gene Ontology annotation, molecular function: ATP binding; protein serine/threonine kinase activity. Gene Ontology annotation, cellular component: cytoplasm; nucleus; plasma membrane. Gene Ontology annotation, biological process: protein phosphorylation. The record is from RefSeq and is a predicted model, not a curated record. The transcript is spliced from 3 exons. Bases 238 to 2187 code for a protein of 649 amino acids.